AUGGCCAGUGCAACAUCACUCCUUCGCCUGCCUGUCGACGAACCCAGCUUGGCUUCUUGGGAUGCGUCGCACCGCUAUUCUCCUGCCACGAUUGAUUUCCUCCAUCCCGGGUAUCCCGAUGGCGACAACACGCUCUUGUCACUCCCGGCUCUUGAUGACGGCGGUAUAUACUACGACAUCGCGCUAGCGGCAUGCGGCGUGAUUGCCGAUAACACUUGGAGCACCGGCUUCUUUGUCGAGUCACGACCGGUUGUCGCCGCUGAGGAUAUAGCGGCCAAGGAUCGCGUCGCUCCUCCGCAAAUAGAUCGAGUCCUUCGGAGGCCGAGAUACUACUUCUGCGUUCCCGGUUUUGCGGACCAUCUCUACCCGAUUGUCCCGCGCUUCUCUGACUGGCGAUUUCCCCACGGCGAAUUACCAGAUGCUUGGACACAGAUCGAGUCUGUUGCGGGCCACCCAGCACCAGACCCACGGUUCUGUCGGUUGACGGGACAUGCUGAUGGCGUCGAGGGUGCCCAUCUUGUUCCGGUGUCGCAGCUCGAAUGGUUUAACGAUAACAGGAUGUCACGAUACGCGCGUGUUGAUAGGUUCUCCACGGCUAUGAUUGACUGCGACGGAAAUGUUAUCCCCCUUCGAAGCGACAUCCACAAAGUCUUUGACGAGCGCCACUUCUGCUUCGUCCCAAAGCACCACCACCACACUCCUCCCGCCGGCCCAGCCGCUAGUGCUACCUCAUCUUCCCUACCAACAACCGAGUCACAACAGAACCGACCAUCACAACCAUCGACGUCGCCAGCGCCAACCCAAGCCCUCGUAGUCCACGUCUUCAACCCCACAACAAGCGGCCAGCUCCAAGUCCUCUACCACAACCGCGCGGUACACGGCCUCUCCACCGUCGUCGAGCCCGAGUUCCUCUUUGCCCGCUUCGCAUGGACGAUACUCUCGCCCUCCGUGUCGCGCCACUUCCUCCCGCAGGCCCGGUCGUCACGCCUGCUCCUGCUGCGCGGCUCGGGGGACGCCCCCAAGAGCGCCGACCCGGAUCGCUGCUACCAGCUGUACCUCAGCAUGCGGUCGCGGUCGACGAGUCCCAAGAAGAGGAUGCUUGGCUCGGGGGUGGGGGGGGGUGCUGAUGCUGUGGAUUGGGGAGGGGGGGAUGAUGAUGGUGACGAUGGGGAUGGGGAUGAUCCUGGUGAUGAUGGGGACGUUGGCGAUUUGUCUGAAUCUAACCCCGAUCGCUCGUUUAGCAGUUGGGCCGACACGCAGAGCUCGGGCCCUGUUGCGGAGGAUAUCAUCGAGCCUCCUAGGUGCAGCGAUUUGUACAAGGAUAGAUCAUGUUUCCCGAAUAGCUUGGAGGCCUUGGCUGAGCAGAUGGAGCCGCGGGGUCGCUCGAGAAAGCGCGAGGUCGACGUGGAGGAAGGCGUGGGUGACGGCGGGAGAGGGAUCGCUGUGGCGGAGAGAGCGGUAAAGCACCGGAGGCAAGAGUAA
This is a messenger RNA of Phialemonium atrogriseum, 1482 nucleotides long. RefSeq lists its product as uncharacterized. Lineage: Eukaryota; Fungi; Ascomycota; Sordariomycetes; Cephalothecales; Cephalothecaceae. The record is from RefSeq and is a predicted model, not a curated record. The transcript has 3 exons. The coding region runs from base 1 to 1482 and encodes 493 amino acids.